AGUCGAUAAAAACUGUAAUACAUCACCAAGCUGAUCAUCAACACAGUUAAGCUUUAAAGAUAACGCAAGCAUUCACGCGACAGUACAUAGAAAUUUUCUGAAUUUCAUUUAACGAGUCUUUUAGUCCUCAUCAGUCUUCUAACGAGUGCAGUCGUCGGUAAAAGCCUUAAGAAUGUAUCAAAAUUUAUACAGUCCGAUCCAUUAUCGGAAUUUAGUCACCGCUCAACAUAUUUUCUUUAAAACACUCGGAUUAUCACCCUGGUCGCUUAGUUUUCCAGAAAAGCUCCCCAAAAACCAUAAUGGAAAAAUAAAAUUCUGCAAAUUUUCGUACCUUGGAUCAUUUUACAACAUAUUAUUGAUAACACUUGCAAUUUCAUUCGCCGUGUUUACUUUUUAUCAGCGUUACACCGCGGUACCACUAGCCGAUUCUUUAAUCACGCAUUCAAGGAUGAUAACCUUUCAAUUGUUAUCCUUGCUGGUGAUGAGCCUCAUUUUCAUAAUUUACACUAUGCGACAGAAGCGAAUGAUCAACGCCUUGAACAAAAUCUACAAUGUGGACCUUAUAUUACAAAAAUACACCUUUAUAAAAGAUUACAAUUCAUCGAAAAGCGACAGCGUUAUUAUCAACUUAAUUUUUAUCCUGCACUUGAUAAUUAGCGUUUACUUCCUGUCAGUGGGAUUCUACUCGCCGUCAUAUUUCGAAACCCUGCUGCGAGUAGCUCCCUGGAUUCUCUUCUGCUGGGUCAUAGAGCAGUAUACGAUUUUACUGGAUAUGGUCAGCAAAAGAUUAAAGUUCAUCAACUCACAUAUCAUGAAACUGGGGCCAACAGAAGUGGAUCUAGAAAAAUCACGGCCGUUGUUUAUUGUUAAACCAUCAAUUUUGUAUGAACGGGUCCUUCAUGAAGUUAUGAACAUCAAGCACGCUUACAAAGAACUGUGUGAAAUUUGUGAAGACAUUGCUUGUUUUUACGGAGAGUCAGUUCUGGUUGUCAUCAUGUUCAACGGAGGGGGUGUUAUUAUUCUUUCAUACUUCGUAAUAUUGUCUUUUUUCGAACAAAUUGAGUUACUUCCGAUCAUGUGUCUCAAUGAUAUCGUGUUUAUACUGUGGGUAGCGCUUCAACUUAUUGUUCUCACUACUUAUGUUUCAUUGACAUUAGAAGAGAGUAAAAGAACGCCAAUUAUUAUCAAUUCAUUGAUGAAUAAAAGCGUGGUUCAUGAAAAAGUCGAAAAAGAACUGCUUAAUUUUCUACGCGAGCUCACAUUUCGAAAAGUAAAAUUCACAGCUUGUGAAAUAAUUUCAAUAGAUCGUUCAUUUUUAGCAACUGCUGCUGGUACAGUUGCAACUUAUCUAAUUAUUCUUAUCCAAUUCCACAUGAGCACGCCUUCAGAAUAACUCACCACUUA
Molecule: messenger RNA, 1404 nt
Organism: Cotesia glomerata
Lineage: Eukaryota; Metazoa; Arthropoda; Insecta; Hymenoptera; Braconidae
Product: putative gustatory receptor 28b
Exons: 4
Coding region: 173-1393 (406 amino acids)
Biological process (GO): sensory perception of taste
Cellular component (GO): neuronal cell body; dendrite; axon
Source: RefSeq, a predicted model, not a curated record